AUAAGAUAAGACAUGAUCAAACGUUAAUGUAUAAUAAUAAAGUGAAAGCUGUUAGUAAUACAUAAAGACAGAGACGAGUAAAACACUACAUCAGGAUGAUGCGGUACAUGACACUUGCAGUACUGUUUAAAACGACUGUAUGGAGGUGUGCCGGGUCCCAGUCCGACUGUACUAAAUAUAUGUAUGGGACGGACUUUCUGUUUGCUUUUCCGGAUAUCCGCCACUACAACACAAGCCAACUUAUAUAUGACCCGAGGCUGAGCAUGCGCAUUAUGGCAAACUCAUUUUCAAAGUUCGAUAUCAUCAUCCCCAGUACAAGUUCCGCGAGCAAGACUCCAUUUCAAGUCACACAUAAUGCUGCGUAUGGUUCAGAGGAAGUGGUUUUCAACUCGUCAUUUAUAACAGAGUAUCAAGCCUCAGGCCGCACUAUCCCCGGACGUGUUAUCGAAAUUUCAGCAGUCUAUCCCGUUUCUCUUUUGAUGGUGUAUGAUCUGUAUUCGUAUAUUAUAACUAGUCCAAUCAUACCUACGAAAUCGCUUUCCGAAAAGUAUUUAAUACCGGCUUACAAUACAAACGACAAUGAACAUAGUCAGGCACAAAUUCUUGUCGUAGCUGUCAACGACUCAACAGUUGUUCAUAUAGAUAAGCACAGGGUCAUAUCACAUAGAAAGUUGCUCAACAAGUAUGAGACGUUUGUUUACAAAAGUAACUCCGAUUUAAGCGGAUAUUCUGUUAGCAGUAAUAACCCCAUUGCCGUUUUUUCGUCGGUAACAAGCGGUUAUAGUCCGAACCAUAAUGACAUGAACGCUCCACUCUUCAUGCAGGUUGUACCAAUAGGACUAAAUGCCACCCACUUCAUCGUUCCAGCUUUAGCUGAUACAUCCACCGUGCGAUACUACAAGAUUCGUAUUUAUGCCGAACUAAAUACAUACGUACAGAUUCACUCAACUACUGAUACGACAAAAAAGGUUACGGUUUUCGCAGAUAUAUUUUACGAAGUAACAACUGAAAGCUCGAGCACGCUGGAAAUUGUAUCGCACGGUUCCAUUAUGGUGCAACAGAUCGCUUUGAAUUCUCAACGAAAAGCCUUAUUCAUGACAAAUAUACCGGCAAUUUCGCAAUUUGAUACACUCUACUACACCGAUUACACCCAUUCAGACUCCGCGGAAAUGUACAACAUGACAUAUAUCGUUGUCAUCCGUUAUGACGUGGCAUCAGGUCUACUGGUCAAUGACAGAGCUCUAGUGCACAAUCCCGACGAGGUUGCCAGUGCGACCCCACUUGGUGAUUAUACGGUCCUUACGAUACCAAUGUCCGCUUUAACUAGCCGAGUGGUCGUGUCUCACCUUGGCUACAAAGUACGUUUUGGACUUUUCAUUUAUGGUUCAUCUGGAACUUUAGCUUACAGUCACUCUGCAGGAAUGCAAUACAAAAAUUGGGUUGCAAUACUCAGUCCGGCAGUUCGAUCGUGGGCUGAUAGGCAGAAAAUUCAGGAGCAUUUUGUAAGCACGGGAAAUUGCAGGACUCGAAAAAUUACUGAAAUAUUUGAAAUGUUCAUGUAAAAUUUAUUUUACCAGCAUUAAAAUUACAUGAUA
Mercenaria mercenaria is the source of this 1595-nucleotide messenger RNA. RefSeq lists its product as uncharacterized. The record is from RefSeq and is a predicted model, not a curated record. The coding region runs from base 96 to 1562 and encodes 488 amino acids. The transcript has 6 exons. NCBI's taxonomy places the organism in Eukaryota, Metazoa, Mollusca, Bivalvia, Venerida, Veneridae.